Messenger RNA from Stomoxys calcitrans (stable fly), 838 nucleotides. RefSeq lists its product as uncharacterized. Bases 177 to 728 code for a protein of 183 amino acids. The transcript has 4 exons. Lineage: Eukaryota; Metazoa; Arthropoda; Insecta; Diptera; Muscidae. The record is from RefSeq and is a predicted model, not a curated record.
CAUUUCAGUGGCAAAUCAACUCUCAAGUGAUGCGUAGGCUACGCAAAAGUCAAGUUAAUUAUUUUUUUCAAAUUGUGAAUUAAAUUUUCAUUUGGAGUUACAUUUUUAAAUAGUGCAUCAUUUCUAAUUUACAUAAAAAAAAAAAACAAAAAUCAUAUCUAAGUUUUUGGAGAAAAAUGAAUGAUCCUUGUGGUUGUCGCUUGCACAAAGUGUGCCUAGUCAUUGGCUGGUUCUCCUUAAUAGUUGCCCUACUUUUUGGCAUUCUUAUGUCCGUGGCCUUUGAACGUUUGGAUUAUCUCGUGCAAUUUGUGGAAGAGCAAAUACAAAUCUCAGAAAAAGAUUUUGGCAUUAGAGAAGUUGUGAUUGCUGCCAUUUGUUCAUACUUCGUCCUUAGCGUGGUACAUGUGAUUACUUCGUUCUUUCUUAUUCUUGGUAUUACAAGGGAACUUCAUCGACUUUUAAUGCCCUUGUUAAUUAGCUUCAUUACAUAUAUGCUCCUCAAUGUGGCUUUAUUUAUUUAUAUUUUAUAUGUCCGUCUAGCUGCUACUUUCAAAAUAAGCACAACUCCACCGACUAUUGCGCUGUUGAUGAUUGGCAUAUGUUUAUUUAUUCAAUGUAUUCUGUGGAUUCUAAUCUUCAACCUCUACAGAAAGAUAAGAGCUGCAGGUGAUGAAAUGCUGCAAACAAUCUAUAACGGCAGUCAAGCGUCAGAUUAUACGUGGCGAUAGUUGUUUAAUGUUUUCAAAAAUAUAUCACAAAAAUAUGUUUUUAAAAAUUGGUUUUGCAUUACAUUUUUAAUUAAAGUAACAAUUUAUAAUAAAAUGAUAUGUCUAAGAAA